CAUUUCCUACACGGAUCUGACCGCUGGCCUUCGCAUAGCAGUAGGCCAGUGUUGAUUGUCGAAGGAGGGUUCAUUGGUUUGGUCAUCUCUAGGGCUUAGCUUGCCGAUACCGAGCUUAGGCGACCCAUCUAGCCUAGGACUCAAAAUCAUUUCACUAAAAGCGGUUCAGUGGGACGUUUAGGGGGCACUAAUAAGUUGCCCUGCAGCCUAGAGGGUGUAAAAAAGAGAAGAAAGCUGUGGGCCAACAUUAAUGUUGGAAAUUCGCAGGGAUGGCUUUGAAGAUUGUUAAGGGGAGCAUCGAUCGGAUGUUUGAUAAAAACCUCCAGGAUUUGGUGCGUGGCAUUAGGAACCAUAAGGAUGACGAGGCAAAAUACAUCUCUACCUGCAUCGAUGAAAUCAAACAGGAGCUGAAGCAGGACAACAUUGCUGUGAAAGCCAAUGCCGUCUGCAAACUUACCUACUUACAGAUGCUUGGCUAUGAUGUCAGCUGGGCAGCCUUCAACAUCGUGGAAGUCAUGAGCUCCUCCAAGUUCACGUUUAAGAGAAUUGGUUACUUGGCUGCCUCCCAGUGCUUUCAUGAGGGGACUGAUGUCAUCAUGUUGACAACCAACCAGAUUCGUAAGGACCUCAGCAGUCCUAAUCAAUAUGAUACUGGUGUUGCCCUGACUGGACUCUCCUGCUUUGUGACUCCGGAUCUUGCUCGCGACUUGGCCAAUGACAUCAUGACCUUAAUGUCCCACACUAAGCCUUACAUCCGGAAGAAAGCUGUGCUGAUCAUGUACAAGGUGUUCCUGAAGUACCCCGAGUCUCUGCGGCCAGCGUUUCCCAGGCUGAAGGAGAAACUAGAGGAUCCUGAUCCAGGUGUCCAGUCGGCAGCAGUGAAUGUCAUCUGUGAGCUGGCCAGAAGAAAUCCCAAGAACUACUUGUCUCUUGCCCCCCUCUUCUUCAAGCUGAUGACCUCCUCUACCAACAACUGGGUGCUGAUUAAAAUCAUUAAACUGUUUGGAGCCCUCACACCACUUGAGCCACGACUAGGGAAGAAGCUGAUUGAACCACUCACCAACCUCAUUCACAGCACUUCUGCCAUGUCCCUUUUAUAUGAAUGUGUGAACACUGUCAUUGCAGUUUUGAUAUCGCUGUCCUCUGGGAUGCCCAACCACAGUGCUAGUAUUCAGCUCUGUGUGCAGAAGUUGCGAAUCCUGAUCGAAGACUCGGACCAGAACUUGAAAUAUCUAGGUCUGUUGGCCAUGUCCAAGAUCCUGAAAACUCACCCAAAGUCUGUGCAGUCGCACAAGGAUCUCAUUCUGCAGUGUCUCGACGAUAAAGACGAGUCCAUUCGGCUCCGGGCCCUGGACCUGCUCUAUGGAAUGGUAUCUAAGAAGAACUUGAUGGAGAUUGUGAAGAAACUCAUGCUGCAUGUGGACAAGGCAGAGGGUACAACUUACCGAGACGAGCUACUCACCAAAAUCAUUGACAUAUGCAGUCAGAGCAACUACCAGUACAUCACCAACUUCGAAUGGUACAUCAGCAUUUUGGUGGAGCUCACAAGGCUUGAAGGUACUCGGCACGGGCACCUCAUCGCCUCCCAGAUGCUGGACGUGGCCAUCAGGGUCAAGGCCAUCCGAGGCUUCGCUGUGGCUCAGAUGGCCACGCUACUGGACAACGCCCACCUGCUGACGGGCAACACCCAGCGCAACGGCAUCUGCGAGGUGCUGUACGCCGCAGCCUGGAUCUGUGGAGAGUUUUCUGAACAUCUGGAAGACCCGAAGCAGACUCUGGAGGCGAUGCUCCGUCCGAAAGUGGCGACCCUGCCAGGCCACAUCCAGGCGGUGUACGUGCAGAACGCGGCCAAACUGUUUGCCACCGUGCUCAAGGGUCAGGAGGGGAACCCAGACGCGCAGGCCGUCACCCAGGAGACCAGCCAGCUGAUGAUUGAAAGGCUUCCACUGUUUGUGCAGAGUGCGAAUCUGGAGGUGCAGGAGAGGGCUUCUUGUAUCCUGCAGUUGGUGAAGUACAUCCAAAAGUUGCAACUGAAGGAAGUUGAGGUUGCAGAGGAGGUGACGGCAUUGUUUGCUGGCGAGCUCAACCCUGUGGCUCCCAAAGCUCAGAAAAAAGUGCCUAUUCCUGAGGGGCUGGACCUGGAUGCUUGGAUUAAUGAGCCGCCCUCAGAGAGCGAGUCUGAAGAUGAAAAGCCCAAAGCUGUUUUUGCGAAGGAGGAACCAAAGCAUUCACGAACUCGCCACACCGAAGUAGACGAGAAGGAAUUGGCCAGGCGGAGGGAAGCAAGGAAACAGGAGCAGGCAAACAAUCCGUUCUAUAUCAAGGCCUCACCAUCCUCACAAAAGAUUUAUCAGGAAGCUUCAGGUGUGGAACACAUUCCAGUGGUGCAGAUUGACCUCAGUGUGCCUCUGAAAGUGCCAGGCAUGCCCUUAUCUGACCAGUAUGUGAAAAUGGAAGAGGAGCGUCGGCAAAAAGAAAAGGACGACAAGAAGAAAAAAGAGAAGAAGAAAAAGCGAGAGAAGCGCGGACGGGGUAAGCACAUGGACUCUGCCCCAGAGAGUGAGGAGGACAUCACCCCAGCUCACCACGUGGACAUCGUCACAGAGGAGAUGCCAGAGAAUGCCUUACCCAGCGAUGAGGAUGACAAAGAUCCCAAUGAUCCCCACAAAGCUUUGGAUAUAGACCUGGACAGCUUAAAAGCCCGACCUUUAGCAGACAGUGAGAAGCUGCCUGCCAGGACACACCGCUCUGCUGAGAGCCUGAAGAGUCCCGCAGGAGAUAGAGACGAGACUGUCACACCUGAACCCAAGAAGAAGAUCAGGAAAGAAAAGAAAGAGAAGAAGAAAGUGAAGGACAAGGAGAAAAUUAGGUCUUCAGAAGAUAAGAAGCAUAAAAAGAAGCAGAAGCAGGACCCUGGAGAGGGGGAGGAGGAGGAGGAGGUUCAUGUAAAGGUAGAAGCUGAAACGUUGGUGAAAACUGAGGACUCUGAGCCCACUGAGUCUUUGCCUCCUUCGGCACCCACAGACGCCUCUGAUCUGGAUUUCUGGCUCACAACUGACCCUGCUCCCUCUGGGGCCCAGGUGGAGAAGGCGGCAGCAGCCAGCACCCCAGAGGAAGCCACAGGUGCGGAACCAGUAGAGGUCAAAGGUCAAACGGAGCCAGAUGAGGAGAUGAAAUCUAAGCAUAAGAAGAAGAAAACAAAAAAAGAGAAGGAUGACAUGGAUAAGAAGAAGAAGAAGAAAAAGAGGCACCACCAUCACCAUAGUGACCGGGAGGAGACCGAAUCCGUCCAGAACGGCACAGUGGAAGAGGAGGAGGAAGAGGAACCCCUUCCGCCAAUGUCAAAUUACGACUUGCUUGCUGAGAACGACUUCAUUAAGAUGGUGUAUGACAUUCAAGGCAAUCUGCAGGAUGGCAGCCAAGUAGUGGUCUCAAUCAUUUUUCAAAACAAGACCAGUGACUUUGUCAAGUCAAUGGAGUUCAAUGUCUUAGACUCCCUGAACUCGAAGCUCCAGAGGCCUGAGGGAUCAACCCCACACGAUGGUCUGACCGUUCCAUUUCAACUCCCACCAGGGGUUUCAAACGAGGCACGCUUUGUUUUUUCCGUGCAAAGCAUUGUCAUGCCUCAGAAGCUGAAAGGAACACUUUCCUUCAUUGUUAAGUCAGAUGACUCCUCUACUCAUGAGAAACUGGACUUCAAAUUGCACUUUACCUGCACAUCAUACCUGAUCACCACACCCUGCUACAGUGAUGCAUAUGCAAAACUCCUGGAGUCGGGAGAACUGAAGAGCAGCAGUCUGAAGCUGGAGGGGGUGAGCAUGCCUUUCCAUCACCUGCUGGCCAGGAUCUGCUUCCAUCACCACUUCUCUGUUGUGGAGAGGAUCGACUCCUGUGCUUCCAUGUACAGCAGGUCAAUUCAGGGUCACCACGUCUGUCUCUUGGUCAAAACGGCUGCUGAGACGGUGUCCAUCGAUGCCAAGUGUGACGAGGUGGGCCUGCUGGAGAACGUACUGGAGGAGAUCAAGCAGACCUUCUCCCAGUGCUGAUUCCAUUGAAGAUCAAGCAGACCUUCUCCCACUGCUGAUUCCAUUGAAGAUUGUUGCUGACCUAUUAGCAUUCCUACUUGUUUAACUUGUCAUUCAUUAACACACACACACACACACACACACACACACACACACACACACACACACACACACACACACACACACACACACACACACACACACACACACACACACACCCCAGUAUAACUCUCCCUUUCCCACACCCAUUGGUUUUCUACAUUCCUUAGUUUCUCCCCCACAUCUAUUUGUGAUUGUGUUUAUGUCAACUCCUUACACCAGUUGUAGCUGGCAGACCUUUUCAACAUUUGCAAGGCUAUAAAAAAAUCCGUCAUAAAAUAUUUGCAUCUUUUGCUCUUAAAUCAACUUUUCUUCACCAAUAACGCUACAAUUAUGUCCAAGGGCAUUGUGCUUAUGUUAUUCGUCCACUGUACAAUGUCCCUGUAUCACCAGUGGCUCUGGGACGAUGAACUGGAUGUGGUUUGCAUUUGUUUUGUAUUGACUUUGUGUCUGAUUGUAUCACCUGCUCCCUCCCCCCUCCCCCCACUCAAAUCCGUUUGUACCUUUCAGUCUUUACAUUAAACAUUAGCAUGCACAGUC
Molecule: messenger RNA, 4664 nt
Organism: Engraulis encrasicolus (European anchovy)
Lineage: Eukaryota; Metazoa; Chordata; Actinopteri; Clupeiformes; Engraulidae
Gene: ap3d1
Product: adaptor related protein complex 3 subunit delta 1
Exons: 34
Coding region: 270-4046 (1258 amino acids)
Biological process (GO): synaptic vesicle membrane organization; protein targeting to vacuole; anterograde synaptic vesicle transport
Cellular component (GO): presynaptic endosome; endosome membrane; membrane coat
Source: RefSeq, a predicted model, not a curated record